AUUUGCUAUUCAUUCGUUUCCUCAGCCAUACUGGUCACGGGAUGGAAUUUAACAAUCCUUAAUGCUGACUCCACUAGUUUUAUCCUUCAAUGGACCGGACUUGAUGCAAGUGUUAACCAUCGCGUAGGGUUUUACCUGAUCGAGGUAAAAAGUGCCGAACGUAUUUUAUUAGCGGUGGAAACUGUUCCGGGAAACACUUCUUCUACAGAUAUUAAAGGACUGAGCCCUUCGUCAACGUAUCGUGUGGUCGUUUUUGGCGUUGAUGAAACUGGACAACCGUACAAAAGCUUAGAAAGUGUUGUUACUACGAAAACAGUGUUUUGUGGUGUUCGACCAAGUACAACCCGAAUCGUUGGUGGAACAGUGGCACCAGUCAACAGCUGGCCAUGGCAGACGAUGUUGGUAAACAGUUAUGGACGUCAAUUUUGUGGCGGUUCCUUAGUGGAUGCAUAUUGGGUAUUGACUGCAGCUCACUGUGUGAAUGGAAAUUCACCCUCCAAUAUCAAAAUAAGGUUAGGAGCGCACUACAGAACCAGUAGCAGUAUUGGAACAGAACAAGACAUUGGAAUUGCAAAAAUUAUAAUGCACGAGAAUUAUAACAGUCCCAACUCUUACAGCUAUGAUAUUGCCCUUAUUAAACUUGUGAGCCCGGCUGAUCUUGGAGUUGGAGUUGGGCUUGUUUGCUUGCCAGAUACCAGUCAUCAGCUUCCCCUCGACAACAUAAACAAGAAAUGCUGGAUAACUGGCUGGGGGACUACAUAUUCUGGAGGCCCCUCGGCAAAUUCUCUCAUGCAAGCAGAAGUGCCACUUGUGUCCCAAAGUCGUUGCGAAACUGCUUAUCCUGACCAAAUUGACGACUCCAUGCUUUGUGCUGGUCUAGAUGUCGGAGGAGUUGAUAGUUGCCAAGGUGACAGUGGUGGACCAUUGGUGUGCGAGUUCAAUGGUACCUGGUAUCUUGAGGGAGCCACCAGCUGGGGUUACGGAUGUGCCGUAGCAGGGCGGUAUGGGGUGUAUUCCAAAAUUCGAAAGUUUAAAUCAUGGCUGUUGACAAAUAUGUACACUGUCGUCCCACCUAGUGUAUCACCACCGGCUCAGUCACCUUCUACAUUAGGUAAAAAUGAUAAAAAAUGAUAAUCUUUUAACAAAACAAUUCUUAACACAAUAUGACCUUGUUUAAAAAUUAAUAUUAAGACAGAUAAGGUCCAUUUACAUAAACACUUUUCUUGCACAAAUGGCUACAAAUCGCGUGAUAAGUGUAUCUUUUUCGUCAAAUGUGAUGUCAACUCUAUGUUACACACCGCCAUAACUCUGAAAAAAUGCACUGGUUCCCAAAAUUCUGAAGGAUGCUAUUGGGCUGAAAAUUAUCAACGUAUAUAAAAGAAUGAAUAUUGGCGGAGAAAUGGAGGUUUGUCGUUUUCGCCGGAAGCAAAAGUUUCCCUCUUGAUUGACAGCCCUAUGACUUUAUUGCAAUCAACCGAGACGACGCUUGCACGAAUUACCUGUACGGAUGUCACGAAUUGGCGACUCACAUGACGCUAAAUGGGCAUUAGUUUUUGAUGAAAAAGCUAUUUUCAGUUGAUCAGCGUUGUUGGUCUGACUACCAAGCAUUUUUCGUAUUAGAUGUAAUUCGAUUAAGUUAUUAGCAAAUAUGGACCACGGGAAAUCGAUAAAGCAAAAACAGCAAAGAACGAAUGAAACUACAUCAAUGAGUU
Molecule: messenger RNA, 1712 nt
Organism: Orbicella faveolata
Lineage: Eukaryota; Metazoa; Cnidaria; Anthozoa; Scleractinia; Merulinidae
Product: MAM and LDL-receptor class A domain-containing protein 2-like
Biological process (GO): proteolysis
Cellular component (GO): membrane
Molecular function (GO): serine-type endopeptidase activity; protein binding
Source: RefSeq, a predicted model, not a curated record